UAUAUAUAUAAAAGGCUAAAGCAGACCCAAAUAUAUAAAAAUUCAUUGAUCGCAAAAAGAAAAGAAAAAGAAAAGAUGCAGAUCUUCGUGAAAACCUUGACCGGCAAAACCAUAACCCUGGAGGUUGAAAGCAGCGACACCAUCGACAAUGUCAAAUCCAAAAUCCAGGACAAAGAGGGGAUACCACCUGAUCAACAGAGGCUCAUCUUUGCUGGGAAACAACUUGAGGAUGGUCGAACGCUAGCUGACUACAACAUUCAGAAAGAGUCCACUCUUCACUUGGUUCUGAGGCUUAGGGGUGGGACCAUGAUCAAGGUCAAGACUCUCACUGGUAAAGAAAUCGAAAUUGAUAUCGAACCAACCGAUACUAUUGAUCGGAUCAAGGAACGUGUUGAGGAGAAAGAAGGCAUCCCUCCUGUUCAACAAAGGCUCAUCUAUGCUGGGAAACAGCUAGCUGAUGACAAAACGGCGAAGGACUACAACAUAGAGGGAGGCUCUGUUCUUCAUCUGGUCCUUGCUCUCAGGGGUGGUUCUGACUAAUAACUAUUUGCUCUAGAGGUUCCUUUCAAUGGCUUUGGUUGGUUGAAUCCAUGAGACAAAAGUGAAUACAAUUUGGAUUUCGUGCUUUGGUUACUAUGAUGCUAUUUCAGCUGCUUUGGAUCAAUUUACCAAUAAUCUGUUCAAUAUUAGGAUCAUGCAUAAAAUAUAUUACUUGGAUUUGGUUUA
Messenger RNA from Brassica oleracea var. oleracea, 726 nucleotides. Its product is annotated as ubiquitin-NEDD8-like protein RUB2. NCBI's taxonomy places the organism in Eukaryota, Viridiplantae, Streptophyta, Magnoliopsida, Brassicales, Brassicaceae. The coding region runs from base 76 to 540 and encodes 154 amino acids. Gene Ontology annotation, cellular component: nucleus; cytoplasm. Gene Ontology annotation, molecular function: ubiquitin protein ligase binding; protein tag activity. Gene Ontology annotation, biological process: modification-dependent protein catabolic process; protein ubiquitination. The record is from RefSeq and is a predicted model, not a curated record. The transcript is spliced from 3 exons.